Messenger RNA from Nymphaea colorata (pocket water lily), 888 nucleotides. Its product is annotated as cytochrome c oxidase subunit 6b-3-like. Bases 9 to 383 code for a protein of 124 amino acids. Gene Ontology annotation, cellular component: respiratory chain complex IV; mitochondrion. The transcript is spliced from 4 exons. The record is from RefSeq and is a predicted model, not a curated record. Lineage: Eukaryota; Viridiplantae; Streptophyta; Magnoliopsida; Nymphaeales; Nymphaeaceae.
AAGAAGGGAUGGAGAGCUCGCCGGUGGAACCCCAUGAGCAGAUGCGAGCCAGGGACGUGAAUCGCGUAGCUCGAGGGGAGCAAGCUCCUCGCCCAUCCCACGAACCAGGUAGCAUCAAAGAAGCACCAGUCGUACCAGGCCCUCCUACAAUUCGGGAGGUUGAUCUGGUCACAGCGCCUGCAGACCCACGCUUCCCAACGACCAACCAGACACGACAUUGCUACACCCGCUACAUUGAGUACCACAAGUGCAUACAAGCCAAGGGGAAAGGCGCGCCCGAAUGCGAAAAGUUUGCUCGAUACUACCGUUCUCUCUGCCCGUCCGAGUGGAUCCAGAAGUGGAACGAGCAGAGGGAAUUGGGUAUAUUUCCUGGACCCCUCUGAGUGAUGGCUGUACUGAGGCGGGCAGCAGCGGAAGAAAUCCGGGAGCUUCUUUCUUUUGUUAUACUCUUUAUUUUGAAUCCGAUCUACCACUGAACUAUAUUUUGCUUUCAAGGUUUCUGUCUGCCAGUUUUUUGCUUUCUGUAAAGAAGAGCAAAAGAAAAAGGAAAGGGAAGCAAUGCAUGAGUUGUAGACUUAUAGAGCCGUCAGUCAGAAAGCAGUUCGUCAACUUUAGAAGAAUUAGCUUUGUGCCGAAGAUUGUGGCCUCUGCUGAGGAAAGUGUCAUCGGAAGUUACUUAUACUCGCUUUUCAGAAGAUUAAGGGAAAUUAUCAUUUUCUAAGUAAAGAAAGGUUGUAAGUUUUUCAUUCAGGUGCAAUCAUUUUUCUUGUCGAGAUUGUGCAGAACCUUUAAAUGGGAUAGGAUCAGUUAUUCGAACCAGUCCCUAGCAACCAUGUGAAAUUUCUCAUGAUGCCUCGUUAACUGUGAAAUCGAAAUGGAUUAUUCUCA